This is a messenger RNA of Owenia fusiformis, 926 nucleotides long. NCBI's taxonomy places the organism in Eukaryota, Metazoa, Annelida, Polychaeta, Sabellida, Oweniidae. The record is from the annotation of a GenBank genome assembly.
AUUAAACUGCAAGUGUCGUACACUUUAAAAGACGUCAACGUGUUAAACUUGAGUUCAACAAUAGAGGCAUCACAGGUUGCAUAACAUUCCACAAAUCAAUUGGAUUUGAUCAAUUCACAAUAGUUCAAAAUGAUGAAACAAUAUGUCAUUCUUCUCUCGGUGGUUCUAAACAUCCUAGUGACCGUACACAACGUACAAGGCGAUGCUUGUAUCCAGGGAUCGAUAUGUCCAUUGGGAUUUAUUUACAAUCCUAACUUGGGGUCCUGCUAUAAUUUCGUCAUAUCCGAAAAGAUCACGUGGUACGAUGCUCUCUCCGUUUGUGGAGCAAUGGACGCUAACCUUGCCGCUACAGAAACACAGGAAGAACUCGAUUUCAUUCGAAAUGAGAUCAAAGGACGAAUUACUGCAGUCGGUGGUGAAACGGGGAACUCAUUCCACCUUGGUGGCGUCUUUUUGAAUGGUGGUUGGCAGUGGAUAGGCGGCCCAUCAUGGAGGACAAAGCCCAUGUCAUUCGCACCAUGGAGGCCUAAUCAGCCAAAUUUCCUUGACGUCCAGAAGUGCGUAGCGCUCUCUGCAAGUGAUGAUUAUCUAUUUCAUAAUUGGGAAUGCCGUCAUAAAUUUCACUACAUUUGUGAAAUUAAAAUGAACUAAAAUGAACGUGAUGGACAAAAUGGUUUCUCUCUUCGUUACUUAAAAAGGACAUUUUGCACUAACAUUACCCUGUGCCGGAAUUCAUCUAAAUACAUCAAAAAAUGAAAUAUUGGAAUUGUGCUUAUAUGUGCAUGGUUAUUCUUAUAUAGGUUUAUUAUAUUUCCACGAUUGGUUAUUACAAAUAAAUGAUUGUAUAUUAUUCACAAAAGUUGUGUUUUCUUUUUCCAAUAGAGUUUUUCUAAAGAGAUUAGUGUGUCGAGCUGGAAGAAGACAAC